UUGGACACCGGCAUCCAUAAAUACUAGACAGCUGCUUGAUGCAGUCUGUAGUCAAGCUGCGUCGACUGCAAAUUCAAACUCGCAGCAAUGUCCGAACUUAUGCGCACUUUGCCAGCUUCCUGGUAUUGCAGCCAGCCUCUCUAUCAGCUUGAAAGAAGGGCAGUGUUCUUGAAAUCAUGGUAUCUUGUCGGACCCGUCACUAGAUUCUGUGAUAUAGGUGUCAAGGUUGAAUAUGAGAUAGCUCAACAGCCUAUAUAUGUUGCUCGGUGUGCUGGAGAGGAUCCAUUUCCUGGACAGGACGAGGUCCAAGUAAUCUGCGCGAAAAGUGAACGACCACUAAAGCACCACGUCACGCCAACAGGCCUCGUUUUCGCAACUCUAUUAGACGAGGCGCCCAGCUUCCAUGAGUAUUUCCCGGACUUGGAGCCACUACUCCAACGGGUGAACUUUACCAAGCUUCCGUACAGACACAGCAUCAAAUACGAAGGACGAUUUAACUGGAAGACUAUGGUCGACGGCUACCAGGAAUGCCUGCAUUGCCAAUAUACGCACCCGUCAUUCUCCGUAUACUACCCGCCGACCUCGUACGCGGUGCACAAUCAUCAGAACUUUUCGCAGCAUAUCGCAGACCCGGAAAAGCCGGAUGAUGGUCUAUUCCUUUAUUUCUUCCCAAAUUGCACUCUGAAUGUUUAUGGUGGAGGGAUGUCCUCGUUCCGAGUAUGCCCGACAGAUGACCCGAAUGUGACGAGGAUGGAGUUUGACUACUAUCAUAUGGAGUCAGGCGAGAAGUUCGACGAGUACUUCAAGUUUGUGCGGCAAGUGGCCAUGGAGGACUAUGAACUGUGUGAGAAAGCUCAAAGCAACCUCACUAAAGGCAUCUAUAGCGAAGGCAUUCUCAACCCGGAGAAGGAGAGCGGAGUUUCAUAUUAUCAAGAUCGGGUCUUCGAGCUCGUGUGUCAGCAGCACGCAGCAGAGAGACAAGAAAGGGAAAUGAUAGCUGCGAAAGAUGAUACUCAGAAGAGGGGUCUGCAACGUAUCACAACAGCUGCAUAAGUCAAAGCUGUGUAAGCC
Aspergillus eucalypticola CBS 122712 is the source of this 1071-nucleotide messenger RNA. Its product is annotated as aromatic ring-hydroxylating oxygenase subunit alpha. The record is from RefSeq and is a predicted model, not a curated record. The coding region runs from base 88 to 1053 and encodes 321 amino acids. NCBI's taxonomy places the organism in Eukaryota, Fungi, Ascomycota, Eurotiomycetes, Eurotiales, Aspergillaceae. Gene Ontology annotation, molecular function: 2 iron, 2 sulfur cluster binding; iron ion binding. The transcript is spliced from 5 exons.